Molecule: messenger RNA, 676 nt
Organism: Alternaria alternata
Lineage: Eukaryota; Fungi; Ascomycota; Dothideomycetes; Pleosporales; Pleosporaceae
Exons: 1
Coding region: 170-676 (168 amino acids)
Source: RefSeq, a predicted model, not a curated record
UCUUGUAACAGCAAGCAGUAUGAAAGUCAACUCAUCUGAUCGUCUCUUCUAAUCAUCCCAAACCACUCUCUGCCCAUCAUCAAGAAAUCAAAAGACGUACAUUUCUAAGUUUUCUUCCCAAACACAACACAUCCACGACACACAAGCAAGCACAACACACAACCACAAGAUGUCUUGUCAACUACUCAAACUCGCACGUGCCCAGUCGCCCGAAAAGCUCAUCAAAAUGGCUUUCGAAACUCUUCCUGAGCGCACUUUACAAGCUGUCUUCGGCACAUUACACCCAAAACAACAUCUCAUCUUGAAGCAACAGCAUCGCCGCAAAGUAUCUAUGCACUGUCUAGCAGACACACUAUACUACCACCAGGGCGCCCAACUCUCUCGCCUCGGGCGCUGGAACGACAUGACGAUACUGCAAAUGCAGCAUGAACUCGCCAAAAGGGGCAAGCUCGAGGAGGGCGAAGCGACGACCCUAAGCGAGUGGAAAUUGAGACUGCGUCUAGUCUGCCUCGUGACAGCGGAGAAGGAGGCAUGGAGGAAGGCUGCAAGUGCAAGGCUCGAGAAGCGGACCGAGAACAAGAAAGCAUGGGCAGCUCAAUUAGCGGCAUAUGAUGAGAUCGACAAGGAUCUGUCAGAGGGCGCUUUGGUGGAAGCGGAGCAACAUGCGAUCUGCUGA